AUGGUCCGUACUGCUUUGAAGAAAGCGCGCCGAGGAGUGGGUAAUAUACCUUCCCCUGAUAAAAGAGGUCAUCACAUACCUUGCAACAAAUUUAGCGAAGACAACAUAAAGUUUGCUAAUGAUCACAUAGAUUCAUUUCCAAAAGUGCCUUCUCAUUGGUGCCGUAAAGAUACAAAAAAGAUUUAUUUGGAGACCAUUCUUAAUAAAGAAAAAAUGUACGAAUUAUAUAAGCAGCAAUGUUUGGAGAACCAUAAGAAACCCAUUGGAAAAACUUCGUAUAAAGAACUAAUUUUAAAUAAGAAUAUAGGUUUCCACAAACCAAGAAAGGACCAGUGUUGGUGUAACAAAUAUGAGCAAUUAACUGAAGAAGAACAAAAGGCGAAACAAGAAGAAUACGAAGAGCAUGUUAACAGAAAAUACUAUGCACAGGAAGAAAAAACAUCGGAUAAAAUUAAAGCAAUAGAAGAUAGUCGCUCGCAUGUUUGUACUUUUGACUUUGAAGCAGUGCUAUAUUGUCCUUUGGUUUUAGGAAAACCUGUAUUUUAUAAACGGAAGUUAGGUAGCAUGAAUUUCACAAUUCACAAUGCAGCGACUAAACAAGGCUAUUGUUAUUUUUGGCCGGAAUAUGAAGGCAACCGUGGAUCAAACGAAGUAUCAACAUGUCUCUAUAAUUACAUCUCAAAUCUCUCCAAUGUCGAUCACCUGAUUUUAUUUUCUGACUGCUGUCCAGGGCAGAAUAGAAAUUCUGUGCUUGUUGCUAUGUUCAAUUAUAUCAUUACAUCACCUGACAAUGAGAUUAGAGUCAUUGACUAUAAAUUUCUUGAACCUGGUCACACCUACAUGGAGUGCGACAACAUGCACUCCACAAUUGAACGAGCUUCUGAGUAUGCCAAAAUCUACAUCCCUGAUGACUGGCAAAAUGUCAUACGACUAGCUCGUAAAGACAAUCCAUAUAAUGUUCAAGUUAUGGAACACACAGACUUUUUGGAUUUCAAAUCACUGCGAAGUACUAUUAUUCCAAAUACAAUGAAAGCCACUGAUGGAACUGUUUUGCAAUGGGCUAACGUAAGAUGGUUACGAUUUAAUAAAAACAUUCCCCAUUCGUUGUUUUUUAAAUAUGAUUACUGGGAAGAAUUCAAAGAGGUAAAAUUAAAGGAGAGAGUGACUAGAUCGGAACAUAAUUCGAAUCUUGCAAAACUGUACCCAGGACAAAUUUUGUUAAAACAAGCAAAACAUAAAGAUCUGAUGGAAAUGUGUCGAGAUGGGACGAUAACCAAGAAUCAUAACUACUACUAUGAAAAACUUCAUGUUCAGUCUGUAUCAGGAUCGUUGCCUCAGACUAGGCCUCGUCAAGAUGAUGACGAAUUGGAAUUAUCUGCAACACGAGCCUCAUAUUUAAGACGUCGGUCAGGGAAAAAGAAUUAA
Molecule: messenger RNA, 1425 nt
Organism: Pieris macdunnoughi
Lineage: Eukaryota; Metazoa; Arthropoda; Insecta; Lepidoptera; Pieridae
Source: the annotation of a GenBank genome assembly